GCCACCAAGCACGGCGACGCCGUUCCGCAUAUCAUAGUCACUGAGGCCAGGGACUGCGUGGGAGGCAACAUCAUCACCGUCGAAAAGGACGGCUAUCUCUGGGAAGAAGGCCCCAGUAGUUUUCAGCCGUCCGAUCCCAUGCUCACUAUGAUGGUGGACUGUGGUUUGAAAGAUGAUCUGGUUCUUGGGGAUCCAAAUGCACCUCGGUUCGUGUUGUGGGAUGGCAAGUUGAGGCCCGUGCCAUCCAGCCCAGCCGACAUACCUUUCUUUGACUUGAUGAGCAUCGGUGGCAAAAUCAGGGCUGCCUUUGGUGCUCUUGGCGGUCGCCCUUCUCCACCUCCUCCAUGUCUUGAAGAAUCGGUUGAAGAGUUUGUUCGCCGUAAUCUUGGCGAUGAGGUUUUUGAACGCUUGAUUGAGCCUUUUUGUUCAGGUGUUUAUGCGGGUGAUCCUUCAAAACUGAGUAUGAAAGCAGCAUUCAGAAAAGUUUGGCAGCUAGAGCAAAAUGGAGGUAGUAUCAUUGGUGGUGCCAUUAAAGCAAUCCAGGGGAGAAACCGUGCCCCUAAGACACCUCGAGAUCUGCGUCUCCCGAAACCAAAGGGCCAAACAGUUGGAUCUUUUAGGAAGGGACUUGGUAUGUUGCCGGAUGCAAUUUCUACAAGGUUGGGAAGCAAAGUAAAAUUAUCUUGGAAGCUUUCAAGUAUCAGUAAAUUGGAUAAAGGAGGGUACACUUUGACCUACGAAACACCUGAAGGAUUGGUUUCAGUUCUUAGCAAAAGUGUUGUGAUGACUGUUCCAUCCCAUGUAGCAAGUGGUUUAUUGCGUCCUCUAUCUGUUGCUGCUGCAGAUGCACUAUCAAAAUUUUAUUACCCACCAGUUGCAGCAAUUUCUAUUUCAUAUCCAAGAGAAGCAAUUCGGACUGAAUGCUUGGUCGGUGGUGAACUAAAGGGCUUUGGUCAAUUGCAUCCUCGUAGCCAAGGGCUGAAAACUUUAGGAACUAUAUACAGCUCGUCACUCUUUCCUAAUUGUGCACCACCUGGAAGGGUUUUGCUCUUGAACUAUAUUGGAGGUGCCACCAAUCCUGGAAUUAUGUCAGAGAAGGAGAGCAAGCUUGUUGAAGCAGUUGAUCAAGAUCUGAGAAAAGUCCUCCUAAAACGUAAUGCUAAGGAGCCACUUGUAUUGGGUGUGAAAGUAUGGCCACAAGCCAUUCCGCAGUUCUUGGUUGGUCAUUUUGAUGUCCUUGAUGCUGCAAAAGCUGGUUUAAGUGAUACUGGGACCCAAGGGUUGUUUCUUGGUGGCAACUACGUUACUGGUGUAGCCUUGGGUCGAUGUGUUGAGGGUGCUUAUGAUGUUGCAGCUGAUGUGGCUAAUUUUGUAUCAAAAUAUACUUACAAAUAGUACAGUAAACGGUGAUCCUGCAUCUUGUAGAAGUGCAGUGUUAGGAAGUAGAACUUAAGAUGUUCCUUUGGAUGCAUCUGUGGCAUUAAAUAAUAAUAACAGCUUCAGUGCCAAAUUUUGUAAUUACUUGAAACUCUGAAUGUACUUGAUUCUUCUUUC
Molecule: messenger RNA, 1554 nt
Organism: Pyrus x bretschneideri (Chinese white pear)
Lineage: Eukaryota; Viridiplantae; Streptophyta; Magnoliopsida; Rosales; Rosaceae
Product: protoporphyrinogen oxidase 1, chloroplastic-like
Exons: 9
Biological process (GO): porphyrin-containing compound biosynthetic process
Molecular function (GO): protoporphyrinogen oxidase activity, oxygen as acceptor
Source: RefSeq, a predicted model, not a curated record